AUGGCAACACCCAGUGAAUUCCUUGCCAAAGCUGCAAUUGAAAGAGUAAAGAAAAUGGAUGGUGCUCAUGUCCUAUCGGGGAAUGUUUUUGAGCCCCGAGCAUUGGAUGAACUUCUUCCACAAUGGAAACAAGAAGAGGCACCAAUUCACAUCCCUGUUUCUUCUGAUAAGUUUUGGUUCCUUUCCAAAAACCAAGCAUUUUCACUUCCAUGUCCUUUUGAUAACAACGGAAACUAUGUUAUAAGUUUGAGUCAAUUAGUGCGUUGGUUGGGACUGAAAGCUGAAGAACUAGGAGUUGAAAUUUAUCCAGGUUUUGCUGCUAGUGAGAUUUUAUACAAUGCAAGUGACAAGGUUGUUGGCAUUGCAACCAAUGAUAUGGGAGUUGCCAAAGAUGGUUCUAAGAAAGACAACUUUCAGCGUGGUGUAGAGUUGAAAGGACGUGUUAAUCUUCUUGCUGAAGGAUGUCGAGGAUCAUUAUCAGAGCAAGUCAUGAGAAAAUACAACUUGAGAGAGAUGGGGCAGGGGCAACAUCAAACUUAUGCUCUAGGCAUUAAAGAGGUAUGGGAAAUUGACACGGGCAGACAUAAACCUGGUUCUGUGCUUCACACGGUGGGUUGGCCCUUGGACCACAAAACCUAUGGGGGGUCUUUCUUGUACCAUAUGACAGAUAGACAGGUUGCUAUAGGUUUUGUGGUUGCUUUGAAUUAUCACAAUCCUUUCUUCAACCCUUACGAGGAAUUCCAGGUAAAUUUUCCAGUGUUUUUGUUUUGGACCCCUAGUUGUUUGUCCAUUUGA
This is a messenger RNA of Ilex paraguariensis (yerba mate), 795 nucleotides long. Lineage: Eukaryota; Viridiplantae; Streptophyta; Magnoliopsida; Aquifoliales; Aquifoliaceae. The record is from the annotation of a GenBank genome assembly.